Messenger RNA from Lynx canadensis (Canada lynx), 4645 nucleotides. RefSeq names its product muscleblind like splicing regulator 2 (gene MBNL2). The transcript has 8 exons. Gene Ontology annotation, molecular function: metal ion binding. NCBI's taxonomy places the organism in Eukaryota, Metazoa, Chordata, Mammalia, Carnivora, Felidae. The coding region runs from base 803 to 1870 and encodes 355 amino acids. The record is from RefSeq and is a predicted model, not a curated record.
UUAGACUGUCUUUGCUUCAUCAUCUGAAGGCAAAAUUUUCCAGAUACGGCAGACGGCUCCCAGAGUACAAUACACAGGGAAUGAGGACUAUUUACAUGGAAAUUUCUGCCUCAUGAUGCAGCGGAGAAGCCUCGGCCGCUGGAUUCUGCCAGAUGUUCCCGGGGUUACUGUAAAAGGGAAAAAGAGGCAGAGCUAAACAAGGUUCAUGAUUUCAAAGUGCCUGUGUGAAGUCACUUUCGCUGGAAACUGCAGCCUGAGCUCUUGUUGUGUUCAAAUUGUUCUUCCGUCAAAUGCACGUAGCCCUGACCUUACGGUGGAUGAAGAUACCUCAACUGUCUGACUUUGCCAAUUGCUCGAUUUCAGGAUUUAGAAGGGUGGAAAGAAAGAGAAAUCUUGCCAAGAUCUGAACAUCUAGGUGGCUUAUUCUCCAGCACCGUCAAUAGCUGCGCGUGUCAGAACUGAAUAUCCUCCCAAGGAGUGCCAUGAUAUUGAAGUCACUUUAUUAAAAACAGUUGUGUCUGCAGAUCGGUCGAGAGACUCGGACGUUUACCGCCAGAGAUGACACUGAGUGUGCUUCUGUUGCGGCCCACUGUCUUCAAGUGGGGCAUAUUGAUUGAUGAGUGACUGCUUGCCGAUAAAUUCUCUCCUCACUGCUUCCUGGAUUGGGCCUCCCUAAGCAAUUGAUCACUUACCUUCAGACUCACAUGUGGGGUUUUUCACAACAGUAGUCUCGGAAUCACUGGGACCUGGAUCGAUUUCAUCAUUUGACACAAACAAACAGAAUCCCAGUAGCUCGAGCAUCAUGGCUUUGAACGUGGCCCCCGUCAGAGACACAAAAUGGCUGACGUUGGAGGUCUGCAGGCAGUUCCAGAGGGGCACGUGCUCGCGCUCCGACGAGGAGUGCAAAUUUGCUCACCCCCCCAAGAGCUGCCAGGUGGAGAACGGAAGAGUGAUCGCCUGCUUUGACUCCCUGAAGGGCCGUUGUUCACGAGAAAACUGCAAGUAUCUUCAUCCUCCAACACAUUUAAAAACUCAACUAGAAAUUAAUGGGAGGAACAAUUUGAUCCAGCAAAAAACUGCUGCAGCGAUGCUUGCCCAGCAGAUGCAAUUUAUGUUUCCAGGAACCCCACUCCAUCCAGUGCCCACUUUUCCUGUAGGUCCCGCAAUAGGGACAAAUACGGCGAUUAGCUUUGCUCCUUACUUAGCACCUGUAACCCCUGGAGUUGGGUUAGUCCCAACGGAAAUUCUACCCACCACACCCGUUAUUGUACCCGGAAGUCCACCCGUCACUGUCCCGGGCUCAACUGCAACUCAGAAACUUCUCAGGACUGACAAACUGGAGGUAUGCAGGGAGUUCCAGCGAGGAAACUGUGCCCGGGGAGAGACCGACUGCCGCUUUGCACACCCCGCAGACAGCACCAUGAUCGACACAAACGACAACACCGUAACCGUUUGUAUGGAUUACAUAAAGGGGCGUUGCAUGAGGGAGAAAUGCAAAUAUUUUCACCCUCCUGCACACUUGCAGGCCAAAAUCAAAGCUGCGCAGCACCAAGCCAACCAAGCGGCGGUGGCCGCCCAGGCAGCCGCGGCCGCGGCCACAGUCAUGGCCUUUCCCCCCGGUGCUCUUCAUCCUUUACCAAAGAGACAAGCACUUGAAAAAAACAACGGUGCCAGCACGGUAUUCAAUCCCAGCGUGCUGCACUACCAGCAGGCUCUCACCAGCGCCCAGCUGCAGCAACACACGGCGUUUAUUCCAACAGUACCCAUGAUGCACAGCGCUACGUCAGCCACUGUCUCUGCAGCAACAACUCCUGCAACAAGUGUCCCCUUCGCAGCAACAGCCACAGCCAAUCAGAUAAUUCUGAAAUAAUCAGCAGAAACGGAAUGGAAUGCCAAGAAUCCGCAUUGAGAAUAACUAAACAUUGUUACUGUACAUACUAUCCUGUUUCCUCCUCAAUAGAAUUGCCACAAACUGCAUGCUAAAUAAAGAUUUAGUUCUUCUGGACAGACCACAACUGUAAGAAGCUAGUGCUGCUAUAUCAUAUAUGAGUAUUAAAUAUGGUAUGCUUAGUAUAUUCCAACCUAAGAUAGUUAACUACCUGAGACCAGCUGUGACGUUUAAAGACAUAAAGAAUAAAGUUUACUUUUCAAGGGUUUCUAAACAUAGUUUCUGUCCUAGGAAUAUUGUCUUAUCUCCAUAACUAUAGCUGAUGCAGAAAGUCCAACCAAUGUACUCAUUUCGAUUGAGAAUACUUCCAAGUUAGCAAUAAGCGAUUAGCAUUAGUUAAAAAAAAAAAAAAAAUCUAUUCCGAGGGCAGGUUCUAACGCCAAUUACUGUCAUUUCAUUUACCCGCUGGAUCAAAGAGUAUGUUUCGCUUCUUCACAACAUGAAUGCUGCAGCAAAGGUGGGAAGUGAAGUAAAACGGACGCCUGUCCCGCAGGUCUAAAAUUUGAAUGGAAGUUCAAGCACAAGUACGGGGGACACAUCAAAGUGUGGUUGUUUGGUUUGCCUGGAGAUGCCGCAUUGAAUCAUGUGAUUCUAGAAUAACAUUAACUAGAUUGAAAAAAGAAACUUUGCACGGUAUGAGCUUCAUACCCCACCAAACAAAGUCUUGAAGGUAUUAUUUUACAAGUAUAUUUUUAAAGUUGUUUUAUAAGAGAGACUUUGUAGAAGUGCCUAGAUUUUGCCAGACUUCAUCCAGCUUGACCAGAAUGAGAGGCCCAUGCCAACAGUCUAAUCAGAGGGAUUAGUUUUUCAAACUCACCAUCCAGUUGCCUGUUACAGAAUAACUUCUAAACUAAACACCUAGUCAAACAACGAAGCUGUAGGUGAGGAGAUCUGUAUAAUAUUCUAAUUUAAGUAAGUUUGAGUUUAGUCACUGAAAAUUUGACUGUGACUUUAAUCUAAAUUACUAUGUAAACAAAAAGUAGAUAGCUUCACUUUUUAAAAAAUCCAUUACUGUUUUGCAUUUCAAAAGUUGGAUUAAAGGGUUGUAACUGACUACAGCAUGGAAAAAAAAUAGUUCUUUUAAUUCUUUCACCUUAAAGCAUAUUUUAUGUCUCAAAAGUAUAAAAAACUUUAAUACAAGUACAUACAUAUUAUAUAUACACAUACAUAUAUAUACUAUAUAUGGAUGAAACAUAUUUUAAUGUUGUUUACUUUUUUAAAUACUUGGUUGAUCUUCAAGGUAAUAGCGAUACAAUUAAAUUUUGUUCAGAAAGUUUGUUUUAAAGUUUAUUUUAAGCACUAUCGUACCAAAUAUUUCAUAUUUCACAUUUUAUAUGUUGCACAUAGCCUAUACAGUACCUACAUAGUUUUUAAAUUAUUGUUUAAAAAACAAAACAGCUGUUAUAAAUGAAUAUUAUGUGUAAUUGUUUAAAACAUCCAUUUUCUUUGUGAACAUAUUAGUGAUUGAAGUAUUUUGACUUUUGAGAUUGAAUGUAAAAUAUUUUAAAUUUUGGCAUCACUGCCUGUUCUGAGAACUGGAUGCACCAACCAUAUCAUUUUCGUUUGAGCAAAAAGAAAUCCGCCAUUUUACUUAACGUUGGUCAAAGUCUAAUGACUCUCUUUCUAUUGUAGAUUUGAUAACCCCAUCAAAAGAAAAUCACAUUCUAAGUGUAAUCUUACAUAGUGCUUGUAUCGUUGCAUUUGUUUUAAUUUGUGGGAAAGUAUCGUAUCUAACUUGUAUUUCUUUGGUAGUUUCAUCUUUAUGUAUUAUCGAUAUUUGUAAUUUUCUCAACUAUAACAAUGUAGUUAUGCUACAACUUGCCUGAUACAUUCAAACUUGUUUCAUUUUUCAUUUCUUUUUUUUUCUUUGUUAUUUCACUUAAACUCAUUGAAAACAUAGUAUGCGUUACUAAAAGGUCAAUUACAGGAAUCACUGAAAUAUUUUUGUAGACUAAUUGUUGUAACAUUGUCUUUCUUUCUUUUGUUUCAUGAUUUUGAUUUUUAAAAUUAUUAGCACACAGCUAUUUUCAGCCCUUUAAUAAUGCAGCAUCAAAAACAUCACCUGUAUCCCCAAAUGAAUAUAGAAGACUGUAUUUUUACUAUGAUAUCCAUUUUCCAGAAUUGUGAUUAUAAUAUGCAAAGAGUCAUAAAUAUGCCAUUUACAAUAAGGAGGAGGCAAGGCAAAUGCAUAGAUGUACAAAUAUAUGUACAACAGAUUUUGCUUUUUAUUUAUUUAUAAUGUAAUUUUAUAGAAUAAUUCCAGGAUUUGAGAGGAUCUAAAACUAUUUUUCUGUAUAAAUAUUAUUUGCCAAAAGUUUGUUUAUAUUCAGAAGUCUGACUAUGAUGAAUAAAUCUUAAAUGCUUUGUUUAAUUACAAAAAUAAAAUCACCAAUGUCCAAGACACGAAGAUAGCAACUCAACAAAUACUGUAGUUAAGAGACGAACUCACCACUUGUAUGGGAACUACAUUUCACUCUUGGUUUUCAGGAUAUAACAGCACUUCACCGAAAUAUUCUUUCAGCCAUACCACUGGUAACAUUUCUACUAAAUCUUUCUGUACCACUUAAAGAAUUCCCUCAUUCAUUACCUUACAGUGUAAACAGGAGUCUAAUUUGUAUCAACUCUAUGUUUUGGUUGUAAUAUUCAGUUCACUCACCCAAUGUACAACCAAUGAAAUAAAAGAAGCAUUUAAAAGCA